Manduca sexta (tobacco hornworm) is the source of this 1317-nucleotide messenger RNA. It is a transcript of the gene CtsB, whose product is annotated as cathepsin B. Lineage: Eukaryota; Metazoa; Arthropoda; Insecta; Lepidoptera; Sphingidae. Gene Ontology annotation, molecular function: cysteine-type endopeptidase activity. The transcript has a single exon. The coding region runs from base 210 to 1223 and encodes 337 amino acids. Gene Ontology annotation, biological process: regulation of catalytic activity. The record is from RefSeq and is a predicted model, not a curated record. Gene Ontology annotation, cellular component: lysosome.
UAUAGUUACGUUCGGUCGCGUGGUCAAGCACUGUCUCGCCAGUCGCCCUCGCGUCCGUAUCGUAUAGUCCGACGCAAUUACACGCCGUACGAGCACGGAUAUCGCAAGCCGCAGACGACCACCGGUUAGUCGUCGCGCCACAUUCGUUCGAGCUGCGCGUUCAUUUAUUAACCAACCGACUGUGAAAAAGGAAAAUAAAGAAGUGAAAAAUGACUCUGUCGCGUGCAGCUUGCGUCGCGCUCGUGUGCGCGGUAGCUGUGGCUGCCGAUACACCUCAUCCGCUCUCCGACGCGUUUAUAAGACUCAUCAACAGCAAGCAGAACACAUGGAGGGCCGGCCGCAACUUCCCAACGACGACGCCGUUCGCUCACAUCAACAAGCUCAUGGGAGCGCUACAAGAUGACAACGUAGCGAAAAUGCCGAAAGUUGAACACGACGCCGACCUAAUUGCAAGUCUACCCGAAAAUUUCGAUCCUCGCGACAAAUGGCCCGAUUGUCCCACUUUAAAUGAAAUUAGGGAUCAGGGGUCUUGCGGUAGUUGCUGGGCGUUCGGCGCAGUUGAAGCGAUGACUGACCGAUACUGUACAUACUCGAAUGGAACUAAACAUUUUCAUUUCUCAUCAGAGGAUCUUUUGAGUUGCUGUCCGAUCUGCGGGCUCGGGUGCAACGGUGGUAUUCCGUCGCUGGCCUGGGAAUAUUGGAAACACUUCGGUAUUGUGUCAGGUGGGAAUUACAACUCAACCCAGGGCUGCAGACCGUACGAAAUUCCUCCUUGUGAGCACCACGUCCCUGGUAACAGAAUGCCGUGCAGUGGUGACACCAAAACACCUAAAUGCCAGAAAAACUGCGAAAAUGGAUACAACGUUAUGUACAAAAAAGACAAGCGGUACGGUAAACAUGUGUACAGUGUGUCUGCGGGCGAGGACCACAUCAGAGCCGAGCUGUAUAAGAACGGGCCGGUAGAAGGCGCGUUUACUGUUUACGCAGAUUUGCUCGCAUACAAGAGUGGUGUUUACAAGCAUAUACAAGGCGACGCUCUCGGCGGCCACGCAAUUAAGAUUUUAGGUUGGGGCGUGGAAAACGACACCAAAUAUUGGCUUGUUGCUAACUCAUGGAAUACAGACUGGGGAGACAAUGGUUUCUUCAAAAUCCUGCGUGGAGAGAAUCAUUGCGGGAUUGAGGGCUCGAUCAUCGCCGGUGAGCCUUUGUUAGUGGAUGAUUAGGUCAUUCAUUGUGCAUUGUGUAUUUAUAAUGUCUCAGAAAAUACUAUGUCAAUUAAGUAGUGAAACAUAAAAUUAAAUUGUAUUGUUUUAUGAA